AUGUACAAUGCCUUUUGGGACCAUCUGAAAGAGCAGCUAUUGAGUACUCCCCCUGACUUCACUUGUGCUCUUGAAAUUUUAAAAGAAGUUAAGGAGGAUUGCACCACAAAAUGGCUAACCAAAGCAGCAACAGACCUCACUACACCAUCUCCAAGUUCUCUUGGCUCUCUCAGCUCCUCCAUCUUGGGCUGUUCACUUCCAAAUUGGGCAGCUAAUAGCUCAGAGCUCCCCAGUCCCACAAUGGUGCUAUACCAGGGUUACCUGAACCUUCUUCUCUGGGAUCCUGAUGACGACGAGUUUCCUGAGACUUUGCUGAUGGACAAAAUCCGGCUACAGGAGACGGAGUCCCAGUUGCACCAGUUAACCAUCCUGGCCUCAGUCUUGCUAGUAGCCAGAAGUUUCUCUGGUAAUGUUUUAUUCAGCUCACCUGAGUUUGUGGAUAAACUGAAAUGCAUAACCAAGGCCCUGGCAGAGGAAUUUAACUCCAGGCCUCAAGAGACUAUGGUGAGUGUGAGUGAACAAGUGUCCCGGGAAAUCCAUCAAGGACUCAAAGACAUGGACCUUACUGCCCUGAGCAGUGAAAACACAGCAUCUCUUAUAGGCCAACUCCAUAAUAUAGCCAAGAAGGAGAACUGUGUUCAUAACAUCAUUGAUCAGCGAAUCCGUUUGUUUCUCAAAUAUUGUUUGGUUUGUGGGAUGCAGGAGUCUCUGCGAGACUUCCCUGGAGGCCUUAGUCUCAUCGAAGGGGAAUUGGCAGAACUAGGCUGGAAGUUUUUCAAUUUGAUGCAUCACAAUCAGCAGGUAUUUAGCCCCUACUAUGCUGAAAUUCUGAAAAAUAUCAUCCCUCAAGCUCAGGCACAAGAAACAGAAGUGGAGUCUGUCUGA
Molecule: messenger RNA, 885 nt
Organism: Ailuropoda melanoleuca (giant panda)
Lineage: Eukaryota; Metazoa; Chordata; Mammalia; Carnivora; Ursidae
Product: T-complex protein 11 X-linked protein 2
Exons: 5
Coding region: 1-885 (294 amino acids)
Biological process (GO): regulation of sperm capacitation
Cellular component (GO): acrosomal vesicle; sperm flagellum
Source: RefSeq, a predicted model, not a curated record